Molecule: messenger RNA, 7974 nt
Organism: Manis pentadactyla (Chinese pangolin)
Lineage: Eukaryota; Metazoa; Chordata; Mammalia; Pholidota; Manidae
Gene: OSBPL11
Product: oxysterol binding protein like 11
Exons: 13
Coding region: 729-2960 (743 amino acids)
Cellular component (GO): cytosol; intracellular membrane-bounded organelle; membrane
Molecular function (GO): sterol binding
Source: RefSeq, a predicted model, not a curated record
GUGACCGCCGCGGGGCUGUGGGUGGGGCGGUGGCCGCAGCUGUGGCAUUCACGUUUGGGGCUGGAGAGAGAGACAGGGACUUGCCUGCCCUGGGAACCCCGUUGAGGGCCCAGGGCCGCGGGCGUUGGAGAAAGUCGCCCCGAGCGGCUCGCCGCUGGCCGGAGGAGAGGCGGCCCUGGGAGCCGGCGUCCCGCCCCCGGCGGCCUCCUUUGCUCACCCUCCUCCCGGGCUGCGCGCGGGCGCCGUAGCUCUGUUUCGGGGGCUGCGGCGGGUCCCGCCGAGCGGGCUGGACGGGACCGUGCCCCCGAGGACUCGCUGGAGAAGAGGGAGCGCGGUGGCUCGGGCCGAGCGCCCAGAGGUCAGGCCGCGGCUGCCGGGCCGUGGUACUCCGUCCUUCGGGAGCCCUCCUGGCUGGAGCCCGCGACCUCCCAGCGCUGCUUCUGCUUCUCCUCUGACAAUGCCGGCAAGUCCCCUGGCUGGGUGAUUUUUCCGUCCUUGCUUUUGCCGAGAAGGAGAUAGAUAUUUAAAGGAUAUCUGUCCUCAGCGCUACCCCUCUCCUCUUAAAAGUUUUCCUUCAGUGGGAAUGCUUGCAUUCCUUCCCUGGACCACUUGAUGGUUCCCACUCCAGCUGCCUUCUGAUUUAGCAACUGGAAUAACCUUCAGAUCUAAUCUUAAAAAUUGGCACUUACAAAAUUACAGAGUUGUGCUCUCCCGACUGAGAAGGGCAAAUGGACUUUGGAAUUAAGAUGCAGGGGGGUGAACCAGUGUCAGCAAUGAAAGUCUUGGAGAGCGAAGGGAAACUGGAGGGCCUGGCCACAGCGGUGGCCCCGAACAAGAACAGCAGCAGCCGCGGUGGCGGUGCAAAAGGCUGGCAGUACAGUGAUCACAUGGAAAAUGUUUAUGGCUACUUAAUGAAGUAUACCAACCUCGUCACUGGGUGGCAGUACAGGUUUUUUGUUUUAAACAAUGAAGCUGGGUUAUUGGAGUACUUUGUGAAUGAACAGUCUAGAAAUCAAAAACCCAGAGGUACUUUGCAGCUUGCAGGAGCUGUGAUAUCACCCAGUGAUGAGGACUCUCAUACCUUCACUGUAAAUGCUGCCAGUGGGGAACAGUAUAAACUCAGAGCCACAGAUGCUAAAGAGCGACAGCAUUGGGUUAGCAGACUUCAGAUAUGUACACAACAUCACACUGAAGCUAUUGGAAAGAAUAAUCCUCCUCUGAAAUCACGGAGCUUCUCGCUUGCAUCUAGUGGCAAUUCUCCUAUAUCCCAGAGGAGACCAAGUCAAAAUGCCAUUUCUUUUUUUAAUGUUGGACAUUCCAAACUACAAUCAGUGAGCAAAAGAGCUCACUUACCUCCAGACCAUCUUGUGGAAGUCAGAGAAAUGAUGUCUCAUGCUGAAGGACAACAAAGAGACUUAAUUAGACGAAUCGAAUGCCUUCCUGCUUCUGGCCAUCUUAGUUCCUUGGACCAGGAUCUCUUAAUGCUCAAAGCUACUUCCAUGGCAACUAUGAACUGCUUAAACGACUGCUUUCAUAUUCUCCAGUUGCAGCAUGCAUCACAUCAGAAGGGCUCAUUGCCUUCAGGAACGACAAUCGAGUGGUUAGAACCAAAGAUACCUUUACCAAACCACUAUAAAAAUGGAGCUGACCAGGCCUUUGCAACUGAGCAGAGUAAGCCAGUGGCAGUCCCAGAAGAGCAGUGUGUUCCAGAAUCUGGACUAUUAGCAAGGGAACCUGAAGAAGUAAAUGCAGAUGAUGAGGUAGAGGAUACAUGUGACAACAAGGAGGGUGACCUGGGAGCCGUGGAAGAGCAACGCAGUGUUAUCCUGCAUCUCUUGUCACAGCUUAAGCUGGGCAUGGACUUAACAAGAGUGGUGCUUCCUACCUUUAUCCUAGAGAAGCGUUCCUUGCUGGAAAUGUAUGCAGACUUUAUGUCUCAUCCAGACCUGUUUAUAGCCAUCACCAAUGGAGCCACGGCUGAGGACAGAAUGAUUCAUUUUGUUGAGUACUACCUUACCUCAUUUCAUGAAGGCCGAAAGGGAGCCAUUGCUAAGAAACCGUACAAUCCUAUUAUUGGAGAAACAUUUCACUGUUCUUGGAGGAUGCCAAAAAGCGAGGUAGCCUCCAGUGUUACGAGCAGCUCUUCCACUCAGGCAGUCACAAAUCAUGCUUCUCUAUCAGAGGAGGCUUUGAGCCAGGUGGGAUCAGACUGUUACACAGUCAGAUUUGUUGCUGAGCAGGUUUCCCAUCAUCCUCCAGUCUCAGGAUUUUAUGCAGAAUGUGCUGAGAGGAAAAUGUGUGUGAAUGCACAUGUCUGGACUAAGAGCAAAUUCUUAGGCAUGUCAAUAGGUGUGACAAUGAUUGGAGAAGGUGUCCUCAGUCUGUUGGAACAUGGAGAAGAGUAUACCUUUUCCCUACCCUGUGCAUAUGCCCGGUCAAUUUUAACUGUUCCUUGGGUGGAAUUGGGUGGCAAAGUCAGUGUCAACUGUGUAAAAACUGGGUAUUCAGCCAGCAUCACUUUUCAUACUAAGCCAUUUUAUGGUGGCAAACUGCACAGGGUUACAGGUGAAGUAAAACAUAAUCUCACCAACACUGUGGUAUGCAGAGUGCAAGGGGAAUGGAAUAGUGUUCUUGAGUUCACUUAUAGCAGUGGAGACACCAAGUGUGUGGACUUGACUAAGUUGGCAGUGAUGAAGAAAAGAGUAAGACCUCUGGAGAAGCAAGAUCCAUUUGAAUCCAGGCGAUUAUGGAAAGACGUGACAGAUUCUCUGAGGGAAUCUGAAAUUGAUAAGGCUACAGAGCAUAAACGUACCCUGGAGGAACGUCAGAGGACUGAAGAAAGGCAUCGUACUGAAACGGGCACACCCUGGAAAACGAAAUAUUUUAUUAAAGAGGGAGAUGGCUGGGUUUAUCACAAACCCCUUUGGAAAAUAAUUCCAACAACACAACCAGCAGAGUGACACACACUAUCUGAGACUUGACCAAAUGAAAUUCUUUUCUGUUUACCCUAAAUCCUCCCAGAAUGGAAUCAUUGCACUGAGUGACCUGCUUCCUGAUUGCACAGACUGAGACUAGCUCAGCAUGAUGUACCUGGUAGCGCACUGUAGGACUGCGGCAAGACCAAAGUGUUGGAGAAGCACGAUGGCCCUCUCACCAACAUAUUCCUGUGAUGUGAGCAAUAUCAUAGAACUUUUCACCUGAAUUCUUAGGUGAUUAAUCUUUCAUCCAGUUCCUGCUCCUAAAGCUAAGUUUGAAUCCCCUAUUUUCUCGUGGGGGCAGCAGAGAAACACACCAGUGAGAACUCAGUGGUUUUGAUUUCUUUAUUGUGAGAAGUGAAGUCUCUUCCCGCGUCUGUGCUCUGCUUUCUGUCAGUAACUGAAGUAUUCGCUACUCUUAAAAGCAAACCAAGAGGAGGAGGAAGAUGACCCAGAAGUGGAUUCAGCCAUUGUGCCUGAAAUCAGUGUUAAAAAAAUCAGAUUGUAGUAACAAGUUAUUCUGUUCUUCAGAGAGACUGUGCCUGUGUCUGAGGAACUUACCAUUAUCCACCUCUGUUGGAACUGUCUUUUAAAAAGUAUAUUUAUAAAUUGAUUAGAAUUAUAACCAUGGAGAAUUUUUUCUUCUGAUCAUUUUAAUAUACUUGAAAACAACAUUGACUUGAAAAAUUUCAGAACAUUUUUCAGCACCUAGUUUUAUUAAAUAUUACACUUGAGAGACAAUUUUUAAAAAUAUGUUCAUGUCAAUAUGAUGAGAUUUUGGCCUUUCUCAAGAACUGAGGCAUUAAAAAACAUAAGCAAAUAUUAAAAAAUAAAACUGUUACUUUUUCCCUUACUCUUUUUUUUCACUUGUAGGUUAAUAUCCAGUAUUAUGUGCUAUCCCUUGGAUAAGUUAUAUUUUAUCUUAUCUCUGUUCACUCAAAAUGUAAAACAACUAUUCGUAUUUGUCAGUAAUUCAGAAGUUAUAUUUAUAUGAGUGCACGUACCGUAUGGUUUUAUUUUCUUUUCAAGGAAACUGAAAUGCUGAAGAAAGAGUAUGAAAUAAAAAGAUAUUGGGAAGUUGUAUUCAGGUACAAAUCUUUUUUUUUAAAUAAGUAUUUUAUUGAAUUUGAAGAAUUGCUGGCAUUUAAAAGAAUAGUGUUAAUUAUGGCUUUCAUCAUUCAAGUAUUUAUUGAGCACCUACUUAUGGUGCUCAACACUUGUUACUGCAAGCUACCUUAAUUUUCCAAGAGUGGUGCCUUACUGUUUCUUCUGAUAUGGUCUUCCAAUCAAUGUGUGUAACAUAUACCUGUUAUUCAUCAGCCAUUGUAGGUGGCUGUAUCUGUUGCAUCAUAAGAAGUUUAAGCUUUGUGCUCUGAUAAAUUGUGUUUUAUUGAAGGGGUAAGUAGGAUGAAAACAGCAAAACAAUACUUUUUCAACAACUUGUAAAUUAUAAGAAAAUAAUUGGUUUAUGUACAACCAUUUUAUUGAUCCCCUUGUUCAUUUUUGCUGUGAAAUGCACUGAAAAAUCUCAAAAUGAGUUCUAGUUCAUGUGUUGGGAAGAUUGAAAAAUAAUAAAACUAGAGAACAAUGAUGGCUUUGUCUACUUUAUGAAUGAGAAAAAUAGAAAGUUUGUAUUUAGAGGAGUUAAUUGCCCUAUUCAUUUGGGAUGGACAUUGAUUUUCUCUUUAAGUCCUUAUCUACAGGAAUCUCUUCCUUAAGCAGAAGUGAAUAGAUUCAAUAAGAGUUUUUAAAAAUUAAAAUAUUUUAAUUUUACUGUCUUUUAAAUAUACUGGACAUACAGCAGGAACAUAGAAUGAAAUUAGAUUUUUGUUUUGUUCUUUGCAUCAGUUAAAUGUCCAUUUGUUUCUUUGAGUUUUUGAGCCAUUUUAAGAAUUAUUGAGAUAGGAUUUUUUAAAUUCUUAUGCAAAAACAUUACAUUUAUGAGUAUUGAAACCUCCCCACAUUAUUGGGUUAAAUGUGGACAGGAAUGAAGUCGUACUGUUUUAGGGUGAUUGUUCUGCCUUGUCCCUGUCUUCAUGAUGUCUCACUGCAGCUUACCUUCCUAUCAGGCCUUGUCUGUUUUUUGUUUUUUUGUUUUUAUCUACACCUUAUUAAUAUUUGACCAGAGAAAUGAGUCUUUGUAGCAAUUGCUAUAUAUAUAUAUCUAUCUCUCUUUGGGGCCAGAAUUUUACAUGUACGGUCUCUGUACUCUUUCUGGCUAUUAGGAAAUCUGUGACAAGAAGUCCAAGACUAGAAGCAACAAAAAGAGAAUGUUCUGGCCAUGUAUUUGAGCUUUUAUACUUUUACCAUGGAGAUAACACUUACCACCCUAUACCUUCUGUCAAAUAUUUGUUUAAGCCCCAAAAUCAUGUUCCAGUUAGUUGCAUUUUGAAUAGACAAUUUUUAAGCCCUAGAAAAGUAGUCCUAGAUUGUACUUGGGGAGAUAUCGCAUCUACAUACUGAUACACUGAACUCUGCAAGUUAUGACCAGCGUCACCUCUAAUGCCUUCUUGUUACCAAAAAGAAGAAGAAGAAGAAAAGUAUUGAAUUCCUCACUCCAUAAUCCUAGUUAAAUUUAGGAUUACCUAAGUAUUAUACCUAGUUAUUCUUUACUGUCACUAUAAAUAUCUGGUACUUGAAGAACCAACUUCUACAGAUGAAUCUUAAAGGAUUUAUUAAUUAGAAAAUCCUGAAGUUUUGUUAAAAAUAUUGCCUUUAGAUGAAGGCUUACUUCUUUGAAGUGUAUUACCCCAGAAAAAGGCAAAUUGGUAUGAAUACUCCCUACAUCUUGGAGGGAUUCCUUAGAGCUACUACAAUGACUGGAAGCUGAGUGGUGAUUCAACAGCGAUAGCAGGAAAAGAAAGAAAAGAUGAUUCUACCAGAUGAGGAUAAAAAAGACAAAGCUCAUAUACAUAAAAAUUAAGAUUUUAGUAGAGUAUAUAUUCCAGUGGCAUAAAACCCCUACUUGUUUCAGAAACCAAGCUGCACAAGGAGUUCUUACAUAUUAUAAAGCAUUUUCACUCAGAGUUCACAACAACCCUGUGAAAUUGGAAAGUUGGGGAUACUGUUCACACUUGACAGAUAAGAAAUUAUUGCUCAAAUUUUAGUACUCACUUUAAGUCACUUAGCUAGACCUUCAUUCAUUAAACAAACAUCUGUUGAGUAUUCCUUUGGGACCAGAUGGUAUGUUGGACUCUGAUGUGGCAAAUACUAUUCCCAUUCUUACAGACUUAGAUGAGGGGAGAAUCUAAAACCUAAAUUCCUGAGAAUGGGGUAUUGACAUGGGGAAGGCUAUUGGUCUCUGCAAACCCCAGGAAAGUAUUAAGAUACCAAGGCUUUACAGAAGGCAGAGUUGAACAAUGAAUUAAAACUAGGGGAUUGGUUCAAAGCUUGCAUUAGAUGCCCCCAAACAAUGAAGCUAGGUGACUAAGCUUUGUUCCACCCUAGAAGAGGCUCUGGAGAGAUUGAACCAUAGUGGUUCCCAAUUCAGGAACACAAAUAAGUUGAUAAACUGAAAAUGGGGAACAAGUUAAAGUCUACACACUUAAAGGGGAGACUUUCCAGUCCCUUCUGCUAUCCCACUCCCAAAAUAUUGACAGUCAGGCUUAUACCUUCAGGCAAGAGAUUGAAAGAUCCUUUUUGGGAAAACAACUCCAGAAAAAGUCCUACAGAUGUAUAUGGAGGGUCCACCAACAAAAACAACCUUAGUUGAUAACCCUUUUGAUUACAUUAAAGCCAAGUCAGCAACAGCCUCCAGUAUGAAGCCCUCCACUCUCACCAACAAACUGCACACAUCCAUCUUCCCACCAACACACUACAGUAGUCUCCCUUUUUCCACAGGGGUAUGUUCCAAGACCACCAGCGGAUGGCUGAAACCUUGGAUAGUCCUGAACCCUAUUUGUACUGUGUUUUUUCCUAUGCAUAUAGACCUGUGAUAAAGUUUAAUUUAAAAAAUUAGGCAUAGUAAGAGAUUAACAACAGUAAGAAUAAAAUAGGACAGCCAUAACAAUACACUGUAAUAAAAGUUAUGUGAAUGUAGUCUCUCGAAAUACCACGUACUAUACUCCCUCUUAUGAUAUGAGAUGACAAAAUGCCUAUGGGAUGAGAUGAAUGAUGUAGGCUUUGUGACAAAGUUAAAGCUGCUUUGACCUUCUGAUACAUCAGAAAGAGAAUCAUCUGCUUUCAGACUGCAGUUGACCUCAGGUUACUGAAACUGUGGAAAGCAAAACUAUUGAUGAGGGGAGACUUGCUGUAUAUAUCGACAACACAUUACAACUCACUUUAAUAGCUAAGGAUCAGCAGACAUUUGAGGAAUGCUUCCAGCAUGAAUAAAAAAAUCAAACAGGAAAAAAAAAUUUAAGGAAGCAGAUAAUUCAGGUAAUGGGGGGAAAUAACUUCAGAAAAUUAAAUCUUCAGACAGAUGAGAUGAUCUUGCUUCUCUGAAAUGUGAACAAAAUGUUACUUUUUAAAUGGACUUUUCAGAGAACAAGAACAGCUCUUGGAAAUUAAAAAUAUGAUAGUUCAAAUUAAACACUCAAACACUUCUGAAAGAUAAAUAAGAAAAAGCUCAAUCCAGGAAGUCUAACUAAACUAGCAGGGGUUCCAGGAAGAGAAAACCAAUGGAAGGAAAGGUAAUAUUUAAAAAUAUGUAUAUUUGUAUACAAGGCAAUUUCUCAGAAAUAGAUGACAUGAAUCUGAUUGAAAAUGCCAUUAGUAGCCUGCCCAACGGGGAAAAUGAAAACCUAAAGCAAAGCACAAAGUUGUGAAAUUUCCUAACACUAGGAUAAAGAGAAGAUCCUUAGAAAACAGAAUAGCACCAGCCUUCUCAAUGACGUCACUGAAAGAUAAAAGGCAAAAGAGCAAUACUUGGAGUUUUACCUAGAAUUUUAUUCCCAGCCAAAAGAUGGAUAUGACAUUCAAAGAUUCAAAAACAUUUUAUCCCAGCUUUUCCUUUUCUGAAAGCUAUUACAAGUACAUGUACCAGAAAAACAUCAAAGGA